Molecule: messenger RNA, 2511 nt
Organism: Pseudogymnoascus destructans
Lineage: Eukaryota; Fungi; Ascomycota; Leotiomycetes; Thelebolales; Thelebolaceae
Gene: RFT1
Product: Oligosaccharide translocation protein rft1
Exons: 5
Coding region: 1-2511 (836 amino acids)
Biological process (GO): glycolipid translocation; dolichol-linked oligosaccharide biosynthetic process
Cellular component (GO): endoplasmic reticulum membrane
Source: RefSeq, a predicted model, not a curated record
AUGGAUUCAUCUUUGAUGUUCGAGGAUUCGACUACUAUCGAGCACAUGUCAACAUCGCAGUACAUGGAGUUGGAAUAUUCCAACAGCCUGCUAAAACAGGAGAGCAUCGCCAAGGACGAAAACUCGAGGCGCCUUCAACUUCAAAUCCUCCUGCUCCAAGGUCAUAACGACGAACUCCAGCGACAAGUAGCCAUUGAGAGCGAGCGAAACACCCAACUUGAGAACGAGCGAAACACCCAACUGGCCAAAGAGAACGAGAGAAACACUCAACUUCCCGUCGAGAACGACCAAAACACUCAACUCAUCCUCGAGAAAGAGCGAAACACUCAGCUUUCCAUUGAGAACGAGCGAAACUCUCAACUUCUCCUCGAGAAAGACCGAAGCAUUCAAAAACUUACCGCCGAGACCGAGCGAAUCACUCGGCAACUUGCACUCAAGAAGGAACGGGGCGCUAAGAAACUUGCCCUCGAGAAGGAACAGAACACUCGACAGCUAGCCAUUGAGAGCGAGCGCAACAUCCACAAACAAUCACUGGGAGGUCCAGCGCCAAUAAUCCCCGACGAAACAGAGCGCAACGUCCACAAGAAGUCAUCAGGAGCUCCAGCGCCAAUAAUCCCGCAUGAACUAGAGCACAACGUCCGCAAAAAGUCAUCAGGAGCUCCAGCGCCUAUAAUCCCCGAUGAACCAGAGCCCAAGAAGAGGAAGCGCAAGGUAUUCGGGACAGUGAAGACGAUAUUUGACGAAGAGUAUAACGAGGCAGACAAACGACCAACAAGGAUAUCCCUUGCCCCUGCUCUGGCGAAACCUGGAGGAAACCUUGCUUUCCUUCGCAAGAGCGGUGCGGGUAUUGCUAAUGCUGCGUUCUCACCAUUAAAAAAAGACAAGAGGGGUGGAAAGGCUAGCUUUCUUGGGAUAGGUUCGCGGGCUUUGACAUUUGCCGCCAACCAGAUUCUCCUGCGAUUCAUAUCUCCAGACUUGCUAGGAAUAUCGACUCAGUUCGAGGUGUACCUGAUAUCGGUACUAUUUUUCGCCCGAGAGUCCCUACGAGUAGCAAUACAACGGCAAUCCGAAGUUUCUGAAGGUCCUGGAGAGGCAGACAAAUCUACACAGGAUAGAGAAAAGUCGGAACAGAAGAGGAAGCUGGCCAUAGAAAAGACGCAGGCGCUUGUGAAUCUGGCCUACGUUUCAAUAUUCUUGGGGAUCUUCUUUGCGUGGGGACUGGCCUGGGCAUACAUUCGCUCUCUGCGCUCCAACCCCAAGGUUCUCGGCACCCUCUACUUUAAAGAAACCCUCCAGCUCUAUGCGAUCGCAGCUGUCUUUGAGUUGCUGGCCGAACCGUGCUUUGUUGUUGUCCAGCAGAAGUCCGAAUACAAGACACGGGCCUUUGCUGAGUCUAUAGGAGCGUUACUCCGUUGCGUCGUUACAUGCGCUUCCAUCGUCUUCGCUUCCAAGACUGGCUUGGAUCUGGGCGUGUUUCCCUUCGCACUUGGCCAAUGGACGUAUGGCCUGUCAAUACUUUUAUGUUAUCUCUGGCGAGUCUCAGCUAUAUCAGCUGCAGACAACUUUUCAUUGCUUGCAAGACCGAUAGCGCCGAGUAGUAAUGAAACUUAUAUCAUGUCAUAUUUCUCAAAGCCACUGGUGACGCUCGGGGCGAGCCUUUUUGUGCAAGGAGUUGUCAAACAUAUUCUAACAGAAGGAGAUGUGCUCUUGAUAUCGUAUCUAGCAUCUCUUUCCGCUCAGGGAAUAUAUGCCCUGGCAUCGAACUAUGGAGGUCUUGUUGCUCGCAUGGUCUUCCAACCCAUCGAAGAGAGCAGCAGGAACUAUUUUGGCAAACUUCUCUACUCCAGCAACGGCCAGCGUUCGAGUGGGACAAUAUCAUCUGCUAGAGACGAUUUGCACAAGCUUCUGCGGAUAUACACACUCAUGUCAAUAUCGGCAAUGACCGUUGGACCAACCAUGGCACCGCUGCUGUUGAAGUUCGUUGUCGGCAGUAGAUGGGCGUCAAGCGGUGCAGGCGACGUUCUUUCCAAGUACUGCUACUACAUACCCCUCCUGGCAUACAAUGGCGUACUGGAAGCUUUCGUAUCGGUUGUUGCGACCGAAUCUCAACUGAACCGCCAGUCGCUCUGGAUGUUGGCAUUUUCUGUAGGAUUCGCUAGCACUGGCUAUGUUUUCCUUCGUCUGGUCGAUCUCGGCGCGAUAGGUCUUGUUUACGCAAAUAUGGCAAACAUGGUGUUUCGGAUACUAUGGAGUUAUAACUUUAUCAACAACUUUUUCCGCAGGCAUAACAGCCAAUUGAACUUGGGUCUGAUACUACCAACUGCAACGACGGUGGCUGCUGCUUUUGGGACUAUUGCCAUAUUUUACUACCAGAGCUCACAAGAGGGCAGCGACAUCAAAACCUUCAUCACCACUACUGUAAUUGGAGGUAGCUUCUUCAUUCUUCUCGUCCUGUCCGAGCAUAAGUUCCUUUUGCAAUGCUACCGCUCAGUCCGAACGCCGUCAACAUGA